Messenger RNA from Thlaspi arvense, 1977 nucleotides. The record is from the annotation of a GenBank genome assembly. Lineage: Eukaryota; Viridiplantae; Streptophyta; Magnoliopsida; Brassicales; Brassicaceae.
AUGCCGUCACGAGCAAUCCCGUCGCCGGCACCGGUGAAUCCGCCGUCGUCAGUUCACCACGAGAGGACCACGCGCAUCUUCCCGCCGCUUACGGCCGCCGGCGUCGGGUUCUCUCUCUUCAUCACACUCUCCGUCUGUUUCUGCAAAUUCAGCCGCAAACGUCGAUCCUCUAACGCGGUAGACUCGUCCUCUUCGCCGCCGCAUCAGAGACCGCCGUUAAAUGAGUUCUCUUACUCGUCUCUCCGCAAAGCCACCGCCUCUUUCUCGCCGGAAAACAAGCUAGGUCAAGGCGGGUUCGGUUCCGUGUUCCGCGGAAACUUACCUAAAUCGUCCGGUGGGAAUGUAGCCGUUAAGGUAAUGGAUUCAGGUUCUCUUCAAGGAGAGCGUGAAUUUCAGAACGAGCUCUUCUUCGCCGGUAAGCUUGAUUCUCCUCAAGUAGUUUCCGUUAUCGGAUUCUCUCAAGACCCAAAACGACGCCGUCUGAUUCUCGUCUACGAGCUCAUGGAGAACGGAAAUCUCCAGGACGCGCUUCUCCACCGUAAAUCCCCUGAGCUCAUGGAAUGGAAUCGGCGGUUUCUCGUUGCGGUUGACAUCGCGAAAGGGAUCCAACACCUCCACAGCUUGAACCCGCCUGUGAUUCACGGCGAUUUGAAACCUAGCAACAUACUACUGGAUCGAACCUUCUCUGCUAAAAUCGCCGAUUUCGGUCUCGCGAGGUUGAAAUCAGAUCAUGUUGAAGUCACGGUAGCAUCAGAGAAUGAUGAGAUUAGGUUUGAGAGUAAUGGAUCUGUAGUGGAAGAUGUAGAGAGUGUGAUAACUAACACGACUGGGUAUGAGGAAUCUAACUUUGGGUUCACUGAUCAGUCUCCGGUGAGUGUUUCCAAGGUCCCUGGGUCGCCGGAAACGUUGCAGGUGCCACUGACAUCGCCGGAGACGACGACGACUACUGUCUCUGUUUCUCCGGAAAUAGCAGAGAAAGUCAGUGACUUUAAUGUGGUGAAACGAAAUGGGAAAGAGAUGGAGAACAAAGAUUGGUGGUGGAAGCAAGAAGGCAAUGGUGGUAAAGGGAAAGUGAAGGAUUAUGUGAUGCAAUGGAUUGGCUCAGAGGUUAAGAAGGAAAGACCGAGUAGCGAUUGGAUUGGUGAAGCCGCUGAAGCAGCUUCUUUGUCGAGUAAGAAGCUUGAGAAGAAGAAGAGUAGCAAGAAACUAGAAUGGUGGCUUUCGUUGGAUGAAGAUAAAGAGAAGAAGAAAAAGAGGAUGGUGAGAGAAUGGUGGAAAGAUGAGUAUCGAAAAGAACUCGCUAAGAGAAUGAAGAAGAAGAAGAAGAAGAAAACUUUGGAGUCUGAGUUUUACAGUGAUGAGGUGAGUGUUGAUGAAGAAGAAUCGUACAGAAGGAAGAGAAGAGGUAGCAGCAGUAACAGUAUAAGUAGUAGCAUAGAUUGGUGGUUAGAUGGGCUAAGCGGUGAGCAAUGGAGAGCACGGCGCAGAAACAGUCAUGAUUCAGUUAAAAGCUGUGGAGUCACUAGCACGCCGAGCAUGAGAGGGACGAUGUGCUACGUUGCGCCUGAGUGUUGUGGUAAUAACAUGGACGAUGUCUCUGAGAAAUGUGAUGUGUAUAGCUACGGAGUUUUGUUGUUAGUCCUGGUUUCAGGACGACGUCCGCUGGAAGUAAACGGACCAGUCUCUGAGAUCAUACAGCGCGCGAACCUCAUGUCGUGGGCACGGAAGCUUGCGAGAAGAGGGAGACUCGGUGAUCUUGUGGAUGAAAAGUUGCAGGCUUUGGACCAAGAACAAGCGGUUUUGUGCAUAAAGGUAGCUCUUCAGUGUCUGCAGAGAUCACCGGUCUCAAGACCUUCGAUGAAAGAAGUUUUAGGGAUGCUUACCGGAGCGAUGAGCCCACCGGAGUUGCCUACAGAGUUUUCGCCGUCACCACAGUCGCGAUUCCCGCUCAAGACACGAAGGAAGCAGCGUCGAUAG